AACCUAGUCAAGCCUUUAUCUGUACUGGUUCGAGCCUACCCAAGCCUACCCUACUCCAAUCUAGGGUAGGCUCGUGCCUACCCAGGCCUCGUGGCUCCGCCGCCUAUGCUACUAUGUAUUUCAAACGAUAGCUAAUUAUAAGAGUUUUGACCGACUUUUAAUUGAGAUAAUUAGGAGACGAUGAAUCUUCUACAAUGACAUCAGUUUCAUUAAAUCGAACAUCGAAAUAGUUUACUUUCAAUAUUUGAUUCUCGGCCAUCUCUGUUCAUGUCAUGUCUGAUUUAAUAUCAACUGGCAUCGUCUUUUCAUUUUUGUUUUGUCAAACUAAAUUUUUUUUACUGAACAGAAGCCAUUAUGUUAGAUACUUAAAAUAUGCUUGAGAUUUGUUGAUAGAUUGGUAUCAACAAAAGAUAACGCAACCAACAACCAUGAUAGCAGCAUUCCAAUUCAGUAGUUUGUAUUUCACAUCAAAUUGAAGUUGAAUCAAUUGAAACAUUUGCAUUCGAUUAAUGAUCCUGUUGUUCAGAUUUGCAUCUGUCUUGAUUGAAUCAAUCUCAGAUUAUAAGAGAUGAACUCCAUCAAGAAUCAAAUUCAGUUCUUAAAUAAAUCACAAUAACUAUUCAAACAAAAUAAACAAAAUAAGAAGGUAAAACAAAGAUGAGCUUCUAAAAUCGUGCAUUGUGGUUUGAAUCUGGUGGCCUGAUAACACAUAACAUGCGAUAAUACAAACUGCAAGCCUUCUAUUAUAUUGAUAAUUUAGAAGACGAAGCAUCUAAAAAUACUUUUUCAAUGUUACUAUUUUAAUGUUAAAAUCGUAUAAAUAACAUCGGAUCAAUCAUAUGAUUACUCGAUUCGAGCUAAUAAUAUACUUGACAAGAUUUGAUAGUUGAAAAAAGCAUCUUUACAGUAUGGUAUGAGUAAAUUAAAAUCCGUACUUGGUCAGCAGAAGUGAUUUUAAUUUUUUAAUUAUCCAUAAAUGUGGAUAUCAUUUAGAAAGGCACAAAUUAUGAUAAUUCAUAAGUAUUCGUAUUAUUAACUAAAAUAAUCGCAUCUCAAUUUAUCUAGAUCAAAGUCAUGUUUUUAGUGAACAAGAGUUUAAAUGAUGUACUUUUUGAAUGAUUAAAAUUUCGUUUGACAUUAAUAACAAAGCUUUUCUAAAUAUUAUUCUAAUGUGAAUUGAAUAAAAUCGAAAAAAGAAUACAUUCUAUCUACAAGCAGUCAUUUUCAUUAUACUAGAAAUAUCCUCAUAUCGAAAGUAAAUUUGUCUCAAUAAAUUGAAACUUGGCCAUAUUCAAUCCAAUACACGAAUAAAUUCUUCUUAAGCAUUCAAAUCAACUAUCCUAUCGUUACUUUGACGUUCUAGAACUCAUACAUAUAUUAAGUGAUAGUAUUGUAGCUUUCUUCUAGUUCUAGCAACUAGUAGAUCAAAAAUUAACGAAUACAUCAGCUGUUUUCAGCACGAUACAAAAAUUAAUUUAACUAUACAGAAAAGAUUAGGGAUAGGUAAAAAGAAUGCUUAGGAUCUUCUAGAAUCAUCGAAAACACGCCAUCCUCUUCAAGCCUAAUCCAAUAAGUUUCUUUUUAUCAGUAAGUGUAAUUAUAUCAUAUAACAAAAAACUAACGACGAUGAUAAGAAUAAGCAACUUUUAGUUAUAUGAUUUAUUUCGAAACAAACAACAUAAAUAAUGAAAGAAUUGAUAAUGAAUAUGACUGAUAAUUUAAUCUAAGGUACAUACAAAUGUUAGAAAAAUAAGGGUUUAACAUUAGAUAUAUAAAAAAGAAGAUUCAACUUUUAUUUUAAAUUCUGCAUAAAUUUUUGAAAAAUGCAUCAAAAUGUAUUUUUUUUUCUGUCAUCAGUUUUACAUUUGUGAAAUGGUUACUAAUGAAAAUCUUUUUGGUUUUUUAGCAAACUUUCUGAAACAUCGAUAUUUACUAAUAGACAAACACAAUAUCUACAUGUAUGCAAUGAACAUCAAAAGAAAAUAUCAAAAUAGUCUCUGGAUUAUUUUAUGAAAACAUUCAAAAUAAGAAAAAAAAACUUACAAUAUUAAAAUAUUUCAAUUAAAGCUUUGUACAUAUUAUUCGUUUGAUUUUAAUUAGAUACAUUAUUUAGUUGUUGUUUGAGGUUAAACAAUUGAGGACUAUCAAUGUAACUAUCACAUGCAUAGCAAAAGAUUGAGCGAUCGGAAAAACUAAAACAAAUAUUAUGUCCAGUUGAUUCAUUAUGAUUCAGCAUAUGCUUUUGCUGAUAACGAGAACAGCCAAUCUAAUUGAACAAUUAAUAUAUAUAUAUAUAUAAACAUUUCGCUUGUUAAUGAAUAACUUACAUAAUUACAGUUCUCAUGUAGACAGGCCCAAUUCUCUUGUGUUUGAUUACAGUCAACACAAGGUGGCUGAUGCUCACGAUCAAGCUGAGUCAAUGAAAGUAAUAAUUCAACACGAUCACCCACAUGAGGACAAUCAUACUUUGGUGUGAUAGCAAAUGGCUUUAAAAAAGAAAAAUCAAAUUCAUAUUCGAUUUGAUCAAUGUACAGUAUUCUUACUUACACCUAUUUGAUUUUCGUCAUUCAUCUGCUCAGAAGUUAUAGCUUUAUUUGAUUCACUCAUUGUUCUUCUCAAUAGUUAACUACAAGAAUAAGUGAUUAAGUCAACUAAAACAUGUGUUGCUUUUUAUACACUGCAUUAGAUUGAUUGCUUCAAUGUGGUGAAAGAUUGUGACGCAUGGUAAUGAAAAUACGAGAGAACGAAAAAUGAAGUCGCAUAUAUGUUUUUACCUUUAGAAAUUGGUCUUGACAACACAUGUGUAUAUACUGUAUACAUAUGAUAGGGUGUGAAUCAUCUCUAAAUCCAUACAAACAUCCUUCUUGACUUGUGUUGCAUUAACUGUGCGAUGUACUGACUAGAGAAUAUAAUAGUUCAACGUUGAUUAAUAUCAUUUAGAUGUUGACGUACAUGAUUUAUAGUAUUAAAAUAAAUCGUUGAUAGAUAUCUGUUAGAUUUUCAAACAAUGAUUUUACCCUAUCCUAUUAUUAUACAUUAUUGAUUGCAAAUUUUAAACAUGUCACAAAUAAAAGUUUAAUUUUUUUUCUUUUUCAAUAUAUAAUCAGUUUUUCUUUUCUCUUUCAUAAUUAUUCAGCUGCAAUAGUUUCAUUUUAUGCACUGGUCUUGAUAGAAAAUAUGACUCGCAAAAAUUUAUUAACUUUCAAAAAGUUAUAGAAUCAAAAAUUUGAUAAAAAUUGCAAAAAACAAAAAAUUUUUAUAACUUAUAUUUAUUUUCUCACUUGUUGCUGAUUUUACGUAGAACAUCUCGUUUUUUUUAAUCAGUCUAUGUAACUAUUAAUGCAAAAGUAAUUGCCGAUAUUUCGAACGUAAGAAAAAAGGAUUUAUUGAUUAACUCUGAAUGAGAAAAAGAUUCGAUACCAAACUAAGGUGUGGGUGUGUGGGUGUGGAUGUGGGUGUGGGUGUGUGGGUGUGGGUGUGGGUGUGCGGCUGUGGGUGUGGGUGUGUGGGUGUGCGGCUGUGGGUGUGGGUGUGGGUGUGAAUGGUAAAGGGAUGAUCUAGAGUAAGAACCAUCCCCACCCCUAUCCCCACCCCCACCCCCACCCCUACCCCCACCCCCACCCACACCCACACCACACACCACACCCCACGCCCACACCCCACCCACACCCCACCCACACCCACCCAACCACCACACACCAACACCCACCUACACCCACACCCACCACCACACACCCACACCCAUACCCCACACCCAUCCAAAAUGCGGUUUCUUUCUAUGCUAUUUGAUCAUACUUCCGUUGACAUCAUAACGGCAAAGUCCUAAUAAGACUAGUUUUCCUAACAUGUGUAACGGUUACAGAAGUUCAUAUUGUCUUCAAUAUGCAUUCUUUUCUUGAUCUUUUCUGUGUUUUUCUUCUUUCCUUUAUUCUUUUCUCUCGCCUCGUCUGAGACUUUAUCAUUUAUCAUAUGUAUACAAAGGCACAUGCCUGUUUUGUGCAUGCGCCGUGUACCAUUCUACUCUAUAGAAAGUGAAAAAAGUAAAGUUAAAUCGAAUCUUAACACUCUUCAUUUUUGUUUUCCAUGGACAAAGAAAAUUUUUGUUUCUACAUUAAAGUGCGUACUGCACUGAAUAUUGAAGCAAGAACUAUUCACGACGAGCUAAGUGGUGUUUUUAGUGAUGAAGCUCCUUCUUAUCGAACAAUUGCAAGAGAGACUCAAUAGUUUCGUGAGGGUCGAGAAGAAAUUGAAGAUGAAGAACGAUCCGGAAGACUUGUAACUGAGAGUACUCUUGAAAAUAUUGAAGAAAUUCGUAGUAUUGUUAGUGAUGAUCCUCAUGUUACAAUAGCAGAAUUACAAGAGCAUACUGGACUAAGUUAUGGUACAGUUCAUAGAAUAUUAUCUGAUCAUCUGGAACUUAGAAAAAUUACUGCUCGUUACAUACCGAAACAGCUAAUGGAUUAUCAACGGAGUGAACGAGUUCGAAUAUGCAAAGAAAAUCUGUCAAGAUUUGAAGAAGGAAGAUGGCGUUAA
Molecule: messenger RNA, 4533 nt
Organism: Rotaria sp. Silwood1
Lineage: Eukaryota; Metazoa; Rotifera; Eurotatoria; Philodinida; Philodinidae
Source: the annotation of a GenBank genome assembly